Vicia faba (fava bean) is the source of this 324-nucleotide messenger RNA. NCBI's taxonomy places the organism in Eukaryota, Viridiplantae, Streptophyta, Magnoliopsida, Fabales, Fabaceae. The record is from the annotation of a GenBank genome assembly.
AUGAUUCAAAACAUCAAUAAUUGGCUUAUCCCUAAACUUUACAUCAACAAUUUGAUUGUAAUCUUUUCAGCUUCUCAGAAACGAAAGAGCAAAGAGCAAAGACCAAAUCGCCGUUUUAGCAAAUCCAAAUCAGGUUGCAAGGAAUCGCUUCUCAAAAUCGCUUCAGGUUGCAAUCGCUUCUCAAAAUCGUUUCAGAUUAGUUCACCACUCUCGCUCUGCAACUCGCAUUUCUCGUGUUGCAACACUCAAUCUGAAUCGCUCAGCAACGCUCACAGCGUUUGCCUCUCGUCCUCUCCUUCGUGGAUCUUGAACUCAGAUUGUUAA